Molecule: messenger RNA, 7810 nt
Organism: Monosiga brevicollis MX1
Lineage: Eukaryota; Choanoflagellata; Craspedida; Salpingoecidae
Exons: 27
Coding region: 1-7743 (2580 amino acids)
Biological process (GO): actin cytoskeleton organization
Cellular component (GO): cortical actin cytoskeleton; cell projection; cell junction
Molecular function (GO): actin filament binding
Source: RefSeq, a predicted model, not a curated record
AUGAAUGAGGAGAAUGCACCCAAGUCGCUCUGGGGCAAGCUUUCGCGUCACCAAGGACCGGUUGUCACCUGUGUAGUGGGUUUAUGCCCCUUGGGUGCUGUUGAUGUCUCUCUUUCCUGCACGGCGGCUGGGGGUGGAGAGGCAUUGCCACUGGUGUCUAUGUGCGGCAUAGGGGAUGUUGGUGGAGAGACAACCGUUGCCAUGUCGGUCCAAAGCGAUGCUCGCGUGCGCGAGCUCCAGCAGUCCCGAGCGAAUAUGCAAAAGAAGACCUUCACCAACUGGAUGAACUCGCACCUUGAGGCGCACGGUCGCAAGGUCAACGAUUUGUAUACGGAUCUCAAGGAUGGUGUGGACCUGGUGCUCCUUCUCAAUGCCAUCACCGACGAGGAUGAAGUCAAAAUUAAACUGCCCAAUACUCCAAAAGGCCGCCCACUCUUCCGCAUCCACCAGAUGGAAAACGUCAAUGCAACCCUCAAAUUCAUCGCUGAGCACGACGUGAAGCUCGAAUCAAUCGGUGCGCAAGACAUUGUCGAUGGCAACGAGCGCCUCACUUUGGGUCUACUUUGGACCAUCAUUCUCCGCUUUCAGAUUCAAGAGAUUGAAUGCGAGGAUGCCAAGAGUGCCAAGGAAGCCCUGCUUCGUUGGUGCCAACGGAAGACAGCCGGCUACCCCGGUGUCAACGUUCAGAAUUUCAGCAACAGCUGGCGCGAUGGAUUGGCCUUCAACGCCCUUAUCCACCGCCAUCGUCCAGACCUCCUCAACUUCAACGCACUCGGCCCCGAUGACCGCAAAGGCAAUCUUGAGCAGGCCUUUACCGUGGCCGCGCAAGACUUGGGCAUCCCUGCUCUGCUCGACGCACAAGACGUGAUCGAUCAUGCCGACGAUAAAUCCAUCAUGACCUACCUCAUUCUAUACUACAACAAGUUUGCCAAAAUGGAACAGGACACCGUCUGGCAGCGCCGCCUGCAAAACGCUCUCCAAUUCCAUCUCGACCUUGAAAAGGAGGAGGACGCUUACAACAUGAGUGCUGCAGAUCUGUUGGCUUGGAUUCAAGCCAAAACUACAUGGCUAGGCAGCCGCGGUUUUCCCAACACGGUCUCAGGCAUGCAAGGUCUCAUGGUCGACUUUAAGCAGUAUCGCACUCAAGAAAAGCCAAAUCGCUUUGCUCAAAAAGGCAAUUUGGAGGCAACCCUUUUCACCAUCCAGAUGCAACGCCGCGCCAGCAACCGCGUCCUCUUUUCGAUGAAAGAAGGUUUGGAACUAAAGCACAUUGAAGCUUCAUGGGAUACCAUGGAGAAGGCCGAGCAUGCUCGCGAGGUCGCAUUGCUACAAGAGCUUGUCCGUCUUCAAAAGCUGGAACAGACGGCCGCUCAGUUUGAUCGCAAAGCCAAGCUUCGUCAGGAGUGGUUGAAGGACAUGCUGCUCCUCACCGCUGAUGAUAAUUUCGGCACCGACUACUCCACGGUCUUGGCCAGUCAACAAAAAGAGGACAUGCUCAAUCUGCAGGUUGAUAGCUAUGAAGACCGCGUCCUCAGCCUUGGGAAUUUGGUGAACGUGCUCAUCCAAGGCCAGUAUCACGACAAUGCCGCUGUCCUCGCCCGUCAUGACACCAUUCAAGCGCAAUGGCGCCAACUGUUGGAUAGUAUUACUCGCCGCCAAAGCGUGCUCAAGGAACUGGUUCAGCUCUAUCGCGCCUACAAAGAUCUCGACGAAGCGGUGGCCUUUAUUCAAGAAGAGCUUGCUGUUAUGAGUGCCGACAACGUGGGCAAGACGCUGGAUGAGACGGAGCAACUGUUGGCCACCCACACACAGCAGGAGCUGGAUAUCGAGGCACACAAACAGACGACACGCAAGAAUCUCGAUGCGGUUUUGGCUGAUUUUGCUGCCGACCAGCACUCGCAGACGGAAGAGUUGCGCGCACGGCGCGAUAAGCUGUUGCAACAUUUUGAUUUGUUGCAAAGUCAAGCAGGCCAGCGUCGCCGACGUCUUGAGGAAGCACAGGCCUUUCAUCGAUUCUCUCGUGACGUGGUGGAGCAAGAGAACUGGAUGCGAACGCAGCUGCCGCAAGCGACGUCACAGGAUUUGGGCGUCAGCUUGACAGCCGUUCACAAUUUGCUGCUCAAGAGCAAUGCUUUCCAGGCCGACAUUGCCUCCCAUGAGAAGACGGGGCUCGAACCAGUGCGGGCUACCGGUCAGGCUUUGGCGCGUGCCAGCACCGAAUAUCAGGCGGCCGUGCAGCAAACUCUACGAUUGCUUGAGGAGCGCUGGGGCAACCUUUGCGCAGCUGCGCAGGCUCGACACAUGGCGCUGGAGACAGCGGAGAAGGCCCAGCAAUACUUUGUGCAAGCCAAUGAUGCUGAUUCCUGGUUGUACGAGAAGCAGCCUUUAGUCAACGACCCUGACUAUGGGCAUGACACCUACAGUGCUGAGCGCCUGCUAGCGCAGCAGGACGCUUUGGCGCUGGACGUCAACACCUUUGCAUCGGUCCUCAGCGAGCUCAAGGCUCAAGCGUCCAUCAGCGCCGCAGCUCCCAAGCCGCGGCCUGUUGCUCGGCGCGAAAGCAUGUUCACCUUCGAUCCACAGGCAGAUGCGUUGGCCCAGGCUGCUUUGGAGCUUGCCGCGCAGGCCACCGAGCCCAUGGUGAAGGUUCGUUAUGACUAUCAAGGUCGUCGUUCAAAGGAGCUCACGGUGGUCAAGGGCGAGAUCUUGCGGCUCGUCAAUGACAAGUCGGCGGAUUGGUGGAAGGUGGCGCGGGAUAACGGCGACACUGGCUACGUGCCCGCCAAGUAUGUCAAGCGUGUGGCCAAUGAACCCGCGCCAGCAGUCUCUAGCCAGCCCGCGAAGCCAGCCGUGGACGUUAUCCCUGAAGACGAAAGUGUUGACGCCUUUGCUAACGUCCACGAAAGCAACCACACCUUCCCCGACCCCACCGUUGGUAUCAGUGACCGGCAAGCCGAGCUCGAGAUGACUUAUGCCGCACUCGUGGAGGCAUCACGCCAGCGCCUUCAACGACUGCGGGAAGCCGUUGAGUUCUUCCGACUGGCACGCGAGGCCGAAGAUCUCAACCAGUGGCUAGAUGAGACGGAGCCGGUCUAUACUUCACACGAGGUUGGCGACACGGUAGAAGCUGUGGAACACAUUCAAAAAGUUUUUGACGACUUCAAGCUCAACAAGAGUGCCAUGCAGCCGCGCAAAGACAAAUUUGAUGCCGAUAGUCAAGACUGCUUGGGUCGCCAGCAUGCGUUUGAGGCCGACAUUGUCGCUACCCAAGCUGCGGUAGAAGAGCGGUGGAGGUUUAUGGAGCAGUGCCUAGUGGAGCGGCGCGAAACUUUGGGCACAGCCUUUGAAGUCGAGCGUUUUAACCGCUCGGCCAAUAAGACUCAGGAUUGGGUGCGCGAGAAAAUGCAGGCCAUGCCCGAUGACCUCGGUCAAGACGUUCCCUCGGUCGAGAAGCUACGACGUGACCACGAACAGUUUUUGCGCGACGUUGAUGCCAUUGCGGCCCAAGAGCAGGGGUUGCGCUCUGAAGUGGCCGACUUGAAGCAGCGUCAUCCUGAUCAAGCAGGACUGUUGGAUGAAACGAGCAGCCGUUUGCUCGCGGAUCUGCAAGAACUGCAGCGUAUGGGUGCCGAGCGUCAGCGCCUGUUGGACGAGGCUCUGCGGUAUCAGCAAUUUGUGGCACGAUUUCGUGCUGCUGAUACUUGGAUUGAUGCGACUGCCCGUGAUAUUGCCGGCGUUGAGCUGCCCGGGGAUGCCCCUGGCACUGAGGCCAUAUGCGAGCAGAAUGAAAGCAUCAAGGCAGAGCUCGAGACGCGGCGCCCCAACUUUCAAGCCAUUGUGGCUGAAGGUGAAGCCAUGAUUGUUGACCAGCAUCAUCAAACUGCCAAUAUGUUGCAGCAGGUGGAGGACUUGCGCAGUAGCCUGAACCAUCUUGACCAGCUGUGGGCGGAACGCCAGGAUGAGUAUCAGGUCCACCUUGAUCUUCUGCGCUUUCAGUUGGCGCAUGAGCGUUGCUUGGAAGGUCUCAAGGUUCACGAGGCUGCCGUCGAUCAGAACGAGCUGGGUGCGUCUGUGCCCGAGGCCGAGUCCUUACUGAAGGUGCAUCGUCGGCACCAGACCCGUCUCGAGACGCAGGGCGACGAAGUCCGACGCUUGCAGGCCCUUGCUGACCAAAACGCAGCCCAACAACACCCCCAGGCGGCGCUGAUGGCGGAGCGGGCGGCUGGUGUGCAGCACGAGUUUGACCGCUUGUCGGACGUGGCCCAUUUUCGUGCAGAACUGCUUAUGCAAUCCGUCGAAUUCCAGGCUUGGCUGCGUGACAUGGAUGAAUCCGACCGCUGGAUUGCGGAGAAGCAGGCUUUGGUGGAUGCCGUCGACGUCGCAGACAACUCGCGCCUCAAGAUCCGUCUGGCAGGAGCGUUAAACACGGACGACGAAGUGCGUCACUAUCGUGCCGUGCUGGAUGAGCACACCACGCGUGCGGCCGCCAUUUUGCAGUCAGAUAAGGUGGGCGCCGAGGCCGUGCCAGCUCGGCUGGAGGCCGCGGAGGACUCGUAUGGGCGACUGGAGUUGUCCAGUGGUAGCAAGGUGCAGCAAUUGGCUGAGGCCGUUCAGGAGCAACAAUUCCAGCAAGCCGUUGUCGACCUGGCAGAAUGGCUAUCCAGCGUGGAAGCCACGCUGGACCGCGAUGAACGCGGUGCAGACCGCGUGGCUGCCCAGGCGCACUUACGUGACCACCAAGCCUUGGCUCAGGAUGUGGUCGCGCACCGCCCGCUCGUCGAUUCGCUCCAGGCAUCAGCGGAUGAGCUCGUGGCCAGUGAAAACUUUCGUGCAGAGGCCAUCGCGCAAGCCUGUCAAGAGCUUGUGCAACGCUAUGUGGCCCUGCAUGACCCCGUGGCUGCCAAGUCGGUUGUGUUGGAGCAGUCAUGCCAACUGCAGGACUUUUUGGCCGAUCAGCGGGAGCAAAUGGACUGGGUGGUUGGGCACGAGGCAGCGGCGAGUGCUAUGACGACGGGUGCCGAUUUGGACCAGGCCCAAACUCUACUGAAGGCGCACCGUCAGCUUCAUGCGGACAUCGAGGGGAAGCAGGACGUGAUUGCGGCCGUCACUGCGGCUGGGCGUGCCGCAGAAGCGGGUCACUACGCGGCUGACGACAUUAAUCAAGCUGUCGGAGCCUUGGAACAGGCCUAUGCUUCUUUGGUCGACGCAUCUCGUGCUCGCCUUGCUUUGUUAAUGGAAAGCCAAGCAGCACAUCGCUUUUUUGUGGAUGCCGCCGAGGUUGAAAGUUCAAUGCAGCAGCUGCGACAGGUAGCGGGCGAGACGGAGCUUGGAGCAACAAUGGCUGCGACUGAUUCCUUGCGUGAGCGCGUGCAGCGCCUUCGGUUGGACGUAACAUCUGCGGCUGAGGUCAAUGGGGCCGUCAUGACGGACGGACGGGGUCUAAUCGCAGAGCAAAAUCGUGAUGCCCAGCGCAUUGAGGCUCGCAUCGUUGAGCUGGAGCGGUGUGAGGCCGACCUGGAUGCAGCCACACAGGCACGGCGACACCGCUUGCAAGAAACUCGUCAGCUGCACGAAUUUCGAAUGGCAGCAGAGGAGGCCCGCAUGUGGGUGGAGCGAGCCAUGCCCACAGCCCGCGAUACUGGUACGGGUGAUGACCAGGAUGCUUGUGAGGUUUUGCAGACCAAGUUUGAGGCGUUCUUGCAAACAGUGCAAAUCGGUCGUCAAGAACAUGUGGUUGAUCUGACAGCGCGCUUGGAGACGCAUCGUGGGGAAGAGCACACGGACGUGCCAAUCAUGGUCCAAGAGCUGGGCACCGUUGAGGCGGCCUUUUCAGGUCUCGAAGAGGCAUGUCUGGCUCGCGGGGAGCUGCUGGAGCGAGCUCACGCCGUGCAUGCGUUUACGCAUGGGCAGCAAGAUGUUAUGCUACGUUUGCACGAGCUCCAAGCGGUGGCUGCCAAUGGGGACGUGGGCGAUACACUGGGCAUGGCCGAGUCGCUUCACCGUCAGCACACGGCCUUUUGCACACGGGUGCAGGGCGCUGAGAAGUCUGUUCAAGCUUGUCAAGAGAUUGGUCAAGCUCUGCAACAGCGUUACCCGGAGCACGCCGAGGCCAUCAGUGCCAAGCUGCAGGAGCUGGCCAACACGUGGACGCAGUUGGGUGAUCGGUCGGAAGCGCGCACGGCUGCCUUGGCUGCUUCGUUGCGUUGGCAACGAUUUGUGACCGCCCAUCGUCACUUUGUGGCCUGGUUGGAGGACAACAUGGCGGUGUUGGAGCAAGUUCAGAUGGCAGCUGACCUGUCGCAAGCACGCACGCAAAUUCAAGAUCAUGAGUUGCAUCGCCACGAGAUUGAGGCGCGGCAAGAUACCUUUGAGCAGCUUCAGCAGGAGGGCACGGCCUUGGCUCGCGAAGAGCCCGCAUACCGUGAACAAACAGAGCCGUUGGUCGUUGAGCUCCACAACUUGCAUAGCGAUUUGCUUGAGCGUUGGGCAACAGUGACGGAAGAUCUUGAGGAUCACUUGGAUGAGCUGCAACACUUUCACGAAGCCACGCUGGCUGAUAAGUUGCAGGAGGACUAUCGGUCAAUGUUGGACUCGGAGGUGGAACACGACCCGCAGCUUGCUUUGCGCAACUUGCAGCAUCUCGAGGCCACGCUGGCAGCCCAGGAGGCACGUUUUGCAGCGCUCAAGCGGGUGACACGGCGCGAGACGCGCAAGGCAGACCCAUCACUUUUGCAGAAGCAUCUGCAGGAACUCGAGUCACUGGAGCGGGAGCAGGCAGAAUUGAUAAUCUCACUUGAGGACCAGCGCCGGGCUGAGGAGGAGGAUUACAAGCGUCGAAUGAUUGAUUUGGAUGCACAGCGCCAGGCAGCGGCCGAGGCCUCCUUGCGAAGCCGUACCCACGAGGCCCUGGCUGCCAGUCAGCGUGAGCAAGAAGCUGCCAAGGCUAUCAGCGAAAACCUGUUGAAUCAAGAGCGUUCGCGUCGCACCUCUGUUUCUACGCGUUUGGCCGAUGUUCAAGAUGCCAUGCGCAACAACCAGGAAGCAGCUCGUCGGCAAUCAAUGAGCCUGACGGACCGCGAGCGGCGCGCGAGCUUCCUGUCGCAGCGCGCGUCGGAGUCGCGCGGGGAUCAGGCAGCCCGUGGUCUGACCCAAUUCAAGGAUGUGGCAGCAACCCGGCGCAUGCGUCACCUCGUGGUUGAGGACCAACAAAUGAACGAAGAGACACUUCGAAACCUCGAUGAACAAGGGGAGCAACUCCGUCGUGUUGAGCGAGGACUGGACGGCAUCAACGCCAACACGCGCCAGGCCGAGCGUGAGCUCACUAAGAUGGAAAAGUGUUGUGGCUGCUGCCUCUGCCCCUGCACGCCGCGGCACAACUUUGAGAAGCGCGAGGGCUACAACGAUGUUUGGAAGGGUCAUGGCGACGAGCAUGAGAAUGCUGAAGCCGUCAUCGACGAGCAGCCCACUGCAGCAUCGGCUCGCGGUGGACACGCGGCGGCCCGUGGUGGCCAGAAACAGAUGGUCAAAGAGAUCACCGGUGAUGAUCGCGAGAAGGAAAUGAACGAAAACCUCAAUGUGGUGAGCGACGUCCUAGGUAACCUCCGUGCACAGGCGCAGGCGAUGGGUGACGAACUGGACGAGCAAAACGACACGUUGGCGCGCAUUGAUGGCAAGAUGACUUCUGAUAUUGCCCGCGUGCAAGCCGCAUCGGAUCGCACGGCGGUGCUGACCAAGCGGGCGUAAAUUCUGCUGGCUGCAUGAGUGGUCGGUCAGUCGAUUCAGGCCGCCUUCAAAAGAACUUUACUCUUCU